GUGUGCGUAGUCGCCUUCUAUGCCAGUGUGUGUAAAGGUAGACUAGCGAGCUCAACGAAAAUCCCAGCGUGUGAAUUAGCUUGGAGUUAAUUUCGUCUUUGAAUUGUGAAACUAUCAAAUAUUUUGGCAAUGGCGAGUGGUAUGAAGGUGGUCAGUGUUGGUGUGGCACUGCUCUGUUUUUUCGGUUUCGUCACUUCGCAAUCUCAGUUGUCAUGCUCUGCUGUAUUCAGUGAUGGGUCAACGCAGUGGGUUGACAUGGUUGAACCCUGUGUAUUCAUGGUGAAAGAACAAAUACAAAGGGAAGUCAAUGCGUCCAUGGCGUACGUAGCAAUGGGUGCAUAUUUUUCAAGAGAUACCGUCAACAGGCCAGGAUUUGCCAAGAUGUUUUUCGAUAGCGCAAAAGAGGAACGUGAUCAUGCUAUCAAGCUUAUAGAUUAUUUGCUAAUGCGUGGUGAAACGCUGGAGGACAUAAAGAGUCUUAUAGUAGUGUCUCCACCAAAAAAGCUGGAGUGGAGGGAUGGUGUCAAAGCCUUGAAGGACGCACUUGAACUUGAGGGAAAUGUAACUGUUGCCAUAACAUCAGUGAUUAAGGAAUGCGAGUCCCCCAAGACAAAGGGUCAGAAACCUGGUAUUGGCAAUAAGCCAGGUCGAAAAGCAAAAGAGUCAUUCAACGAUUAUCAUCUGGUGGAUUACCUCACUGGGGUUUAUCUUGAAGAGCAGUAUCACAGUCAACGUGACCUUGCUGGAAAAUUGUACACACUUGGAAAAAUGAUAGAAAAUCAUGGCCCUCUUGGAGAAUUCUUGUUUGAUAAGAAAUUAUUGAGUGGGGAGGUGCCUGCUUUUGGUUAAGUUGCUGCAAUUAAGAACAAAUUUUUAUACCUGCAGAUGUGAACAGUUCUGUCACCUUAUUGUAAAGUUACUGAUAAUGUUUUAGCCACAUCUGAGAGUCCUAGUAGUAAUGUAAAUAACAUUAAAUACAAUAAAGUUUUCUUAAAAUUGCA
Molecule: messenger RNA, 1001 nt
Organism: Schistocerca gregaria
Lineage: Eukaryota; Metazoa; Arthropoda; Insecta; Orthoptera; Acrididae
Gene: Fer1HCH
Product: ferritin subunit
Exons: 5
Coding region: 130-849 (239 amino acids)
Biological process (GO): intracellular iron ion homeostasis; iron ion transport
Cellular component (GO): cytoplasm
Molecular function (GO): ferric iron binding; ferrous iron binding
Source: RefSeq, a predicted model, not a curated record